AGACCGAACCAUCGAUCCAUCUUCACUCGGCUAGCUUUGUCUUCCUGCGCAGGCUUACUUGUCAAACGUGAACAACAGAUUGAAGCUAAUACAGCCGUUCUGCUUCCAGCUUUGUUAACCCUGACAAAACCUUAUGGACCGCCUGGCAUCUUUUGGAAAUGACCCCUUCGAUAAACCUCCGUGCCGGGGCUGCUCGUCUUACCUCACCGAGCCUUACAUCAAGUGUGCAGAGUGUGGACCGUCGCCUUUCCUGCUGUGCCUCCAGUGUUUCACCAGAGGAUUUGAGUACAAGAAGCACCAGAAUGAUCACAAAUAUGAAAUCAUGACGUCAGACUUCCCCGUGCUGGAGCCGGGAUGGACGGCGCAGGAGGAGAUGGCCCUCCUGGAGGCAGUGAUGGACUGCGGCUUUGGGAACUGGCAAGAUGUGGCAUACCAGAUGCGCACAAAAAGCAAGGAAGAAUGUGAGAGCCACUACAUGAAGAACUUCAUCAACAACCCGCUUUUUUCCUCCACCUUGCUGAGCCUCCGACAAGCGGAAGAGUCUCGCACUGCAGACAGCGCCAUUCCUUUUAAACCCACAGACGAUCCCCCGAGGCCCACAUUUGACUCCGUGCUGUCUCGAGACAUGGCUGGAUACAUGCCGGCCAGAGCCGACUUCAUGGAGGAGUUUGACAACUAUGCUGAAUGGGAUUUGAAAGACAUUGACUUUGUGGACGAUGACUCAGACGUCCUCCAUGCACUCAAGGUUGCUGUUGUUGAUAUUUAUCAUUCAAGAUUAAAGGAGCGACAACGCAGAAAGAAGAUUAUCCGAGACCACGGACUGAUCAACUUGAGGAAAUUCCAGAUGCUGGAGCGAUGUUACCCAAAGGAGGUGCAGGAUCUGCAUGAUGUGAUGAGACGAUUUGCCAGAGUGGUUGGACCCAUUGAACAUGACAAGUUCAUUGAAACUCAUGCAUUGGAGUUUGAGCUGAGGAGAGAGAUCCGCAGGCUGCAGGAGUACAGGAAAGCAGGGAUCAAGUCUUUCUGCAGUGCUAAGGUGUACGAGCAGGUGAAGCGAGUGCGGGAGGAUGAGCGGAGGAAGAGGACCAUGCUGUGUGACGUGCUGCAGUACAUCCAGGACGGCCGGGCCUGCCAGCAGUGGCUCAGUAAACAGGCUGCAAUAGAUGCUGGCAUCACUCCUGUUGUCACGACGAUCACGAUGUCAGCAACAGGUAGGCGGAGUGCACCUCCCCUCAACCUGACCGGACUGCCAGGGACGGAGAAGCUCAACGAGCGAGAGAAAGAGCUGUGCCAGGUGGUGCGGCUGGUACCGGGGGCCUACCUGGAAUAUAAGCAGGCCCUGCUUAAUGAGUGCAGACGGCAGGGCGGCCUGCGGCUGGCUCAGGCCCGAGCGCUGAUCAAGAUUGACGUCAACAAGACGCGCAAAAUCUACGACUUUUUAAUUAAGGAGGGUUACAUUUAUAAAGCCUAGGACAGCUUGGGAUUGUGCUCUUGAUGACACGGCUGACCGGGUUGUAGUUACAAGUCUUAUUGUUUUCUACUCAUGCCGUCGCAGUACAGAUGUGUCCCUUUUCUUGUAAGAAGAGUCAGUGUCGGUCCUCUGAAAUAUUUUAACAUUUAUAACAUCUUUUAGUGUUUUGGAAUCUGUUUUACAUGUGUUAAAAUUGACAAAAUCUCUUUGUACAGUGCUUGAAAAUCUGUGAAAGUGAAAAUGAGGAUGUAUUUAUUUCUCCUGUAGUAAAAACAUUUUCUGUAAAUUA
Molecule: messenger RNA, 1760 nt
Organism: Myripristis murdjan (pinecone soldierfish)
Lineage: Eukaryota; Metazoa; Chordata; Actinopteri; Holocentriformes; Holocentridae
Gene: tada2a
Product: transcriptional adaptor 2A
Exons: 15
Coding region: 134-1471 (445 amino acids)
Biological process (GO): chromatin remodeling; regulation of transcription by RNA polymerase II
Cellular component (GO): nucleus; SAGA-type complex
Molecular function (GO): protein binding; transcription coactivator activity; chromatin binding
Source: RefSeq, a predicted model, not a curated record